Saccostrea cuccullata (small rock oyster) is the source of this 2827-nucleotide messenger RNA. RefSeq names its product acyl-coenzyme A synthetase ACSM3, mitochondrial-like. Gene Ontology annotation, biological process: acyl-CoA metabolic process; fatty acid biosynthetic process. The record is from RefSeq and is a predicted model, not a curated record. Lineage: Eukaryota; Metazoa; Mollusca; Bivalvia; Ostreida; Ostreidae. Gene Ontology annotation, molecular function: fatty acid ligase activity; fatty-acyl-CoA synthase activity. Gene Ontology annotation, cellular component: mitochondrial matrix. The coding region runs from base 42 to 1805 and encodes 587 amino acids. The transcript has 16 exons.
GACUUUUCUAUCUUUUAAUAUAUAGGUCUGUUCCCUUUUUCAUGGCUCAUCAUUGUCUUCAGACAUACGGAAGAUCUCUCGUGUUGAGAAUUUCUACGUCCAGAUGCUGGAAGCGAUGUAUAACCUCAUAUCUAGUAGAUAAUGAACCUUUCAAUAAUUAUGAAGAACACAGAAGAAAGAUGCAAAACUUUACUGUGCCCCAAUACUUCAAUUUUGCAAAAGAUGUCAUUGAUUUCUGGGCUUCUGAGAAUAGUCCCAAAAGUGCCUCUUCUCCAGCCCUCUGGUGGAUUGAUGAUGAGGGACAAGAGAUGAAGUUCAAUUUUCAACAAAUUUCAAACGAAAGCAAAAGGUUGGCUAAUGUAUUAACCAAUCACUGUGGGCUUAAGAAAGGUGAUAUACUUAUUGUCAUUCUUCCAAGAAUCCCAGAAUGGUGGUUUAUAUACAUAGCUGCUAUCAGAGCAGGUCUGAUAGUCAGUUCGGGGACCACACAACUUAGACCAAAAGAUAUUGAACUCAGAAUGAAGUCAUCUGGAGCCAAAUGUAUUAUUACUGACCAGUCCAGUGUCCAAAAUGUUGAAGAGGUCAUCAGUCUCUGUUCAGGAGUCCAGAGCAAGAUCUAUAUAGGGCACAAAUCUGAUACCCCACCAGGAUGGGAGAAUUAUGGGGAAAUAAUGGCAAACUCAACAGAUGAUUUUCAGACAGUGAAAUCUAAAUCAGAUGAACCAAUGACUCUGUAUUUCACCAGUGGAACAACAGGUGCACCUAAAAUGGCUGAACAUACACAUGGAGGUCUUGGGUUUGGACACUUUAUAACAGCUAGGUACAUGCUGAAUGUUUCCCAUGAUGAUGUUGUUUGGAACAUAUCAGACACUGGAUGGGCUAAGGCUGGCUAUAGCAGCCUGUUUGCAACAUGGCUUAGAGGAGCAUGUGUGUUUGCCCAUCAGACUAACAAAUUUGAUGCAAAGGCAUUUUUAGAGAUUUUGGACAGAAAUCGGACCAUCAGCUGUUUCUGUGUCCCUCCCACUGCCCUGAGGCUGAUUGUGAAAGAGGACUUGUCCAGAUACACUCACCUCCGCAAUGUCAAGUGCCUGAGUGCAGGGGAACCUGUUAAUCCUGAGCUUCUGGAGGAGUGGGAGGAGGGGACAGGAGGAGGGAUGGUGUAUGAAGCGUAUGGACAAAGUGAAACAGUAUUCCUAUGUGGCACAUAUCCUUGUAUGAAAAUUAAACCUGGGUCAAUGGGGAAGCCUGCACCUGGGAUAGAUCUAGAGAUUGUUGAUGAUGAAGGCAAGAUUCUGCCAAACAAUGUGGAAGGUAACAUUGGACUGCGAGUAAAACCUCAUAGACCUGUAGGUCUCUUCACAAGAUACGUGGAUGACGAGAACAGGACCAUGUCUGUAUUCCGGGGUAAGUUCUAUAUGACGGGGGACAAGGCCGUCAGGGAUGAUGAAGGUUAUUUCUGGUUUGUUGGCAGAGCAGACGACAUCAUUCUAACAUCUGGUUACAGGAUUGGUCCGUUUGAAGUCGAGAGUGCUCUGAUUGAACACCCAGCUGUCUUGGAAUCAGCUGUUGUCAGUAGUCCCGAUCCAACCAGAGGGGAGGUUGUGAAAGCCUUUGUGAUAAGAACUGAACAUUACAAAUCAAGAGAUGAGAGUGAACUGAGAAAGGAACUGCAGGAACAUGUCAAAUCAAUCACAGCCCCAUACAAGUACCCAAGGAAGAUUGACUUUGUGGACGAGCUACCUAAAACAGUGAGUGGGAAAAUCCGCAGAGUUGAGCUUCGAAACAGGGAAUGGGGAAGAGAUUAAAUGGUUGAUACAUCAAGUCCUGAAUAUCAACAAAAGCUCUGUAUUGACUACUACAAUAUUUUAUGAGGAUAUAUUUAAGCAGUAUUCAUAUCAUUUAAUGAACUUAAAUUUGGCUUCAAAUAGCCAUUGAGUGCAUGUAAUUGUGUUUAACUCAUUAGUAUGUAUUCACCAACAAUGUUUUGUUAAUGUAUCAAAUGAAUCCUCUUGAACAUAAAGCAUGUAAUCAAAUACUCUCUAUUUCUUAAAUCAUUUACAUAUUUUACUAAAUACUCAUUUAAUAUGAAAAUGUAAUAAUGUGAAGUGUUUGUGACAUUCUAACACUGUACAUGGAACAUUGUAAUUAGCAAAAAAGAAAAGAUUAUCUGAAAUUGCAAUAUUUUUGUUAUGAUUAUAAAUAUACAAUAUAUACAGAACAAAAAUGUGAAGAACAUUAAACUAGUACAAUAAUAUUUCAAAUCUAAAGCUGUUCAAUCUUUUUCGGUCUUAUUGAUGUAACACCCCCUUCCCUUAAAAGCAACCAAAUUUAAGCUAUUUUUUGGUGCUGUUACAAAUUUUUUUUAAUAAAACUAAAGGAACAUUCUUUCAGUCAUUCUGUGUGGCAAAGUAUUCUGUUUAUCUAUAAAGGUUGUAACAGAGCAUCAAUUGCUCACAAUUUAAUUUUCUGUAUAUGUUUUUUAAAUUGUGUUUUUUAAAAAGUUUUUUUCAUUUCUUAUCAUUGCAUCAAUAUGAAUGCAUUAGGUUUCAAUUUCUAUUUUGAUACAUACCGUUUAAUGUUAAAAACAUUAUUUUUAUACCGUUCUCAUGUUUGUUUUAUAAUGUGAAUGACUUUAAAAUGCCAACAGUUUUCAUGUUGACAAUCUCUUGGCAUAAAAUGUCAGCGUAUAUAAUGCAGAAAUAUAUAUUUACCAUAUUAUAGUGAUUUUGUAUUUACUUACAAAAUGAAUCCAAGAUUAUGUAACAAGACCGUUUAUAAUAAAUCACAUUAAAUGUACAUGUAUAUGUAAUAAAAUCAGAUUGUUUUU